This is a messenger RNA of Kazachstania africana CBS 2517, 1677 nucleotides long. RefSeq names its product imidazoleglycerol-phosphate synthase (gene HIS7). The record is from RefSeq and is a predicted model, not a curated record. NCBI's taxonomy places the organism in Eukaryota, Fungi, Ascomycota, Saccharomycetes, Saccharomycetales, Saccharomycetaceae. The coding region runs from base 1 to 1677 and encodes 558 amino acids. Gene Ontology annotation, molecular function: oxo-acid-lyase activity; imidazoleglycerol-phosphate synthase activity. Gene Ontology annotation, biological process: L-histidine biosynthetic process. The transcript has a single exon.
AUGUCCCCGAUAGUUCAUGUUAUAGAUGUUGAAAGCGGAAAUUUACAAUCGCUAACUAAUGCAAUUGAAUAUUUAGGUUAUGACGUUCACUUGAUUAAGAAACCAGAGCAACUUUCCCAGGAAGUUAAGAAAUUGAUUCUUCCUGGUGUAGGAAAUUAUGGUCAUUUUGUGAACAACUUAUUCAGUCGUGGCUUCCAGAAGCCAAUUUCGGACUAUAUAUCAUCUGGUAGACCAAUUAUGGGUAUAUGUGUCGGUUUACAGGCUUUAUUUCAUGGUUCUACGGAAUCACCAGAAAGUGGAGGAUUAGAUUAUGUCGAUUUCAUUAAAUUAACCAAAUUUGAUGACAAUGAUACCAAUAAACCAGUACCAGAAAUAGGUUGGAAUAGCGUUGAUGGGGAAAGUGGAGACCUGUUUUAUGGACUGGAUCCAUUUAGACGUUAUUAUUUUGUUCAUUCGUAUGCAGCCUUGCUGGAUGCCGAUAAUGAAAAUAGACUCAGAAACGAAGGUUGGUCAAUUGCGAAGGCAAAAUACGGUAAUGAACAGUUUGUCGCUGCUCUCUCAAGAGGUAAUAUUUUCGCUACACAGUUUCAUCCAGAAAAAUCGGGUAAAGCAGGUCUAAUUGUCAUACGAAACUUCUUGGAAAAAAAUUUUCAGCCAACAUCCAGAACUUAUACUAAGGAAGAAAGGGACCAGUAUAUCAAUGAUUAUACUAAUUAUGGCUUGACUAGACGAAUAAUAGCGUGUUUAGAUGUCCGUUCUAAUGACCAAGGAGAUCUUGUAGUUACCAAGGGUGACCAAUAUAAUGUACGUGACGAAUCCAAAGAUAAAAAUGUCAGAAAUUUGGGAAAGCCAGUGGAGUUGGCACAAAAAUAUUUUCAGCAAGGUGCUGACGAGAUCACCUUUUUAAACAUUACAUCUUUUAGAGAUUGUCCUUUGAGGGAUGCUCCAAUGUUAGAGGUUCUAAAAUUAGCUGCGAAGACUAUAUUUGUCCCAUUAACAGUAGGUGGUGGUAUUAAGGAUAUUGUAGAUGUGGAUGGUUCUGUAAUACCUGCUAUGGAAGUUGCAGGCCUUUAUUUCAGAGCAGGAGCCGAUAAAGUUUCCAUUGGUACUGAUGCAGUUUAUGCAGCAGAAAAAUUUUACCAACUAGGUGGGCGUGGUGAUGGAAGCUCUCCAAUUGAAACUAUUUCCGCGGCUUACGGUGCACAAGCUGUUGUUAUUUCAGUGGAUCCAAGGAGAAUUUACGUUGAUAACGAAAUGGAUACAACAAAUAAGACCAUUAAAACAAAAUUCCCAGAUUCCGAAGGUCGUACCUUAUGCUGGUACCAGUGUACUACUAAAGGUGGUAGAGAAUCAAGUGAUUUAGGUGUAUGGGAGUUAACUAAAGCCUGCGAACAGUUAGGUGCCGGUGAAAUUUUACUAAACUGCAUUGACAAAGAUGGUUCAAAUUCUGGAUACGACCUUGAAUUAAUUGACCAUGUCAAAAAAGCAGUACGCAUUCCGGUCAUAGCAUCUAGCGGUGCAGGGACUCCAGCACACUUCCAGGAAGCAUUCACUCAAACAAGAGCGGAUGCAUGUCUGGGAGCAGGCAUAUUUCACAGAGGUGACUACACAGUUAACGAUGUUAAAAAAUAUUUGUUGAAAGGAGGCUUCAAGGUUAGAAUGGAUCUUGACGAAUAA